GCCCAACAAACAAACAUUCCAUCGAAAUCAGAGAAAAUAAUACAAAAUUCCCAUACAAAGAAUGCAAAAGUCGUCUCAUUUUGCACGCGAGGAUUCCCAGGAGCAUCUGCCCACCCACCUACACCAUCAACAGCCCACCGUGAACAUGAAGCGACGCACCCUCUCCGGCAGCUGUGGCGUUGGCGUCUUCAUCUUCGCGUUCGCCUUUAUCGCCAUUGCCUUCGCCACGCCCAGUUGGCUGGUCAGCGAUUACCGCAUUACGGGCGCCAAGCUGGAUCGCCUGGGCCUGUGGGUGCACUGCUUCCGUUCCCUGCCGGAUGUCAACGACGACAGCCAGCGACGGUUCUUUGUGGGCUGUCGCUGGGUCUAUGACCCAUUUACCACGGGCUACGACGAGAUACGUGGAUUCCUGCUGCCAGCCUUCAUGAUUGCCACACAGUUCUUCUACACACUCGCCUUCAUUGGCAUGCUGCUCAGUGCCAUUGGGGUGCUGGUGUUCUUCCUUUGCGCCGGACCCGACCAGAAGCACUUCAUCACACUGAUCCGAUCGGUGGGCUAUGUUCUGCUCGGCGCUGGCGUCUGUGCAGCCAUUGCCGUCAUUGUGUUUGCCGGCUUUGGCAAUCGGAAUGGCUGGAUGCCGGAGCAUGCCAACAACUGGUUCGGCUGGUCCUUCAUCCUGGCCUGUGUGGGCUCCGUGCUGACCCUGGUGGCGGCCACAUUAUUCCUCAGCGAAGCGCAUGUCCAGCAACGCAAGCGCCUGCAGUUCAAAGAGUCGCAGACUCGAUUCGAGCUGGUCCGCGGAUAGUUACGGCAAAAGCCACAGCAGCAGCAGCAGCAGCAGCAUCAAGAGAAACAUUAUUCCGUCCCCACAACACAACACAAAAGUUCUACGAAGAAUUCUCACCAUAAUAAUUAUAUAUAGUUUUUUUUUAUACUUGGAAAUGUUUAUGCAAUUGCCAGACGACGACGACACGACGACGACGACGACAACGACUACAGACAGUCGGAGAAUACCCUAUAACCCAGCAUCACAUCAGAAGAAACUUUCAGUUUUUGGUACUUAUGAAUCAUCCAUCCAAUCCGACGACGAGAAAAAAGAGUUCUAA
Messenger RNA from Drosophila persimilis, 1106 nucleotides. RefSeq lists its product as uncharacterized. Gene Ontology annotation, biological process: regulation of tube size, open tracheal system; septate junction assembly. NCBI's taxonomy places the organism in Eukaryota, Metazoa, Arthropoda, Insecta, Diptera, Drosophilidae. The record is from RefSeq and is a predicted model, not a curated record. Gene Ontology annotation, cellular component: membrane; septate junction. Bases 62 to 805 code for a protein of 247 amino acids. The transcript has 2 exons.